UCGAAGCAUGAGGGGAUGAUGACGGGUGUUCGAUAUAAUGGUGUUGAUAAUCUGAUGGAAGUUCACAAUAGAGAAGACAGCAGAGGGUAUUGGGAUCUGGUCUGGGACGGAACUAAAGCCUACGGUAUAUUUGAUAAGAUAAAAGGAACGAAAUUUAGAAUAAUAUUUCAGAGUGAAGAGCAGGUAGAGGUUUCAUUCACAAGAACGUGGACUCCAUCACUCAAUGGCACACUUGUCCCCUUAAACAUAGACAAAAGGUUUGUAAUGCUCCGCGGCAGCUCAGGAUUUUACACCUAUGCAAUCUUUGAACACCAGAAAGGAUGGCCUGACUUUGAUAUAGCGGAAAUCAGGGUUGUUUUCAGGCUUAACAAAGACAAGUUCCACUAUAUGGCAAUAUCAGACAACAAGCAGAGAAUUAUGCCCAUGCCUGAAGAUCGUACGCCUGAAAGAUGUCAGCAGUUAGCAUACCCUGAGGCUGUUCUCCUCACUAAUCCAAUUAAUCCGCAACUCAAAGGAGAUGUGGAUGACAAGUAUCAAUACUCCUGUGAAGAUCAAGACAACAAGGUCCAUGGAUGGAUAAGUUUUGAUCCUCCAAUUGGCUUUUGGCAAAUCACUCCCAGUGAUGAAUUCCGAACGGGAGGACCUCUUAAGCAAGAUCUAACCUCUCAUGUUGGUCCUACAACCCUUGCUAUGUUUGUUAGCUCUCACUACUCCGGGGAAGUACUUAAAUUCAGGUAUGGAGAGUACUGGAAAAAAGUUUUUGGCCCUGUGUUUGUUUACCUUAAUUCCGCUUCAGAUGGGAAAAAUCCAAAGGCGCUCUGGCAGGAUGCAAAAAUGCAGAUGCAGAGAGAAGUCAAGAGUUGGCCUUAUAGCUUUCCGGGUUCAAAGGACUUCCAAAAGAGCUCAGAAAGAGGUUCUGUUAGUGGUAAACUACUAGUUCGAGAUAGGUACAUACAUGGGGAAGACAUAGAUGCAAAUGGUUCUUAUGUUGGUUUGGCUCUACCAGGAGAAGCAGGAUCGUGGCAAAGAGAAUGCAAGGGAUACCAAUUUUGGACCAGAGCAGAUGCCAAUGGGAGUUUCUCAAUUAGAAAUGUCCGAACUGGACAAUAUAAUCUUUAUGCAUGGGUUCCUGGCUUUAUUGGGGAUUACAAAUAUAAUGCAACUAUAACAAUCACCUCAGGAAAUAAUGUUGAUUUGGGUGACCUUGUUUUUGAACCACCAAGAGAUGGUGUCACCUUAUGGGAAAUAGGCAUCCCUGACCGUUCUGCUGCUGAAUUCUAUAUUCCAAAUCCAAAUCUCAAAUAUGUUAACAGACUCUACAUCAAUGAUUCAGCUGAUAGAUUUAGACAAUAUGGUCUAUGGGAGAGAUAUGCAGAUUUAUAUCCAAACAGAGAUCUUGUCUAUACAAUUGGUGAAAGCGACUAUAAGAAUGAUUGGUUCUUUGCUCAAGUUACCAGGAAGACUGAUCAGAACUCAUAUAAACCAACCACGUGGCAGAUUAAGUUUCAUCUUGAUAGUGUUAAUCCAUCUGGAAGUUAUAAUCUUCGAGUAGCACUUGCAUCUGCUACUCAUUCUAAACUACAAGUUCAUUUUAACAACUUGAAAGCAAAUCCUCCUCACUUUACAGCAGAGCUGAAUGGCAAGGAUAAUGCAAUUGCAAGACAUGGAAUCCAUGGAUUGUAUUGGUUGUACAAUAUCAAUAUACAAAAUAAUUGGCUCGUUCAAGGUGAUAAUACGAUAUUUCUCACUCAGCCUAACAGCCAGAGCCCUUUUCAGGGAAUUAUGUAUGACUACAUCCGUAUGGAAGGACCCUCAAACUCUUAA
Phoenix dactylifera (date palm) is the source of this 1824-nucleotide messenger RNA. The record is from RefSeq and is a predicted model, not a curated record. NCBI's taxonomy places the organism in Eukaryota, Viridiplantae, Streptophyta, Magnoliopsida, Arecales, Arecaceae.